AUGACGACUUACGAGGACCGCCCGGGCCCUUUCACCCAACAGGUUAGAGGAGCCAUUCGAGCGAAUACAUCGAAACCACUGAAGAUUGACUAUACGGGAGUUGGAGACCCCUACCAGCAUCUACAGGCUUUCCGAUCACAAACAAGCGCCAAGGGAUAUACGGAUGAAGUGUGUUGUAAUAUGUUCCAGGAGACCUUGUCAGGGGAGGCUUUGAGCUGGUUCUAUGAACUGCCGGUCGGUUCUGUAGGGAAUUUUAAGGAGUUAGCUGACAAGUUUGUAGCUCGAUUCAUCUUACGCACCGACGGGAUACACACACCAAAGGGCCUGUUAAAGGUCCAUCAGGGAGAAGAUGAAACUUUGAAGUCUUUUGUAAAUCGAUGGCAGGCGGCUACCGCUAAUUGCCGGGACCUUAAUAAGGAACUGGCUGAGCUGGCUUUCAGGAGGGGCUUAAGGUGCAAAGAAUUUAUCUACGGGAUCAACCAUAAUCCUCCAGCUAACUACGACGAGCUGAUGGCCACUGCCAUCAGACACGCCCAGGCCGAAUUCGAAACGUACAGAGACACACCCAGACCGGAGCUAAGAUUUUCCACACCGGCCUCGAAGGUCAGGGAUGAGCCACGAAAGAGGGAGUGGGUCCAUAGUCAUGACAAGUCACCCCAUACCUCAAACAAAAGAGGCAAAGAGUCCUCAUCCAGGUCUAACAGUUACGGGACCACUCACCCUCACCGGGAGCCGAGGGUACAACAGGCCCCCAGGACACCACCACCGCCCCGGUAUGAGGUAUUCACAAUCCUCAACGCUUCAUACGAGACUAUUUGGAACGAAAACAAGGGUGAGAUUCCGGGACCACCCCCAAGGAAGUUCCCGAAGAGUAAACUUACCCAGCAGGAUACAGGAAAAUUCUGCACUUAUCAUGAGGAUGCCGGACACAAUACCAAUCUCUGCGUUGCUUUAAAAAAUACAAUCGAGUCCCUCAUCCAGAAGGGCAAGCUUAAAUGA
Messenger RNA from Rosa chinensis, 999 nucleotides. RefSeq lists its product as uncharacterized. Bases 1 to 999 code for a protein of 332 amino acids. The transcript has a single exon. NCBI's taxonomy places the organism in Eukaryota, Viridiplantae, Streptophyta, Magnoliopsida, Rosales, Rosaceae. The record is from RefSeq and is a predicted model, not a curated record.